UGCUUACUCUCGGGAGGGUAUGUAUGACUUAUCUUCAUCACCGUCAACCACAGUGAGCUCCACUCUCAAGACGCUAACUUCCCGCUUCGAACAUCCAGAAAAUAGUCGAAACGACGAAGAAAUACCUGCAAGUUGGUCUGGGAUGUGGGGUACCCGGUUAACGUCCACUACGACCAUCAAUGGCAGGGUUGCACGUGGCGUUCACGGCAGGUCGUUCAGCGCUUCUUCAGCGUCUGCCCCUUCUUCAUGGGCACUCCAGCACCCGGUAUCUAUGUCUAUUAGCACUAAUCAGAAACCACCUGUUGUGUGGUGGCCAUUAUCGUCGUCUGCCAGAGACAUGCCGCUAUCCAGUUCAGUGUCGACAGAUGGCUCACCAUCAUCGUCGCGUCCGCCAUCUCCAGGGAUGUCGCUACUAAACGAGGCGUUGAGUGACAGCAUCCUUCCGACAUUUCCUCCACGCGCACGACUGCCUCAAUCCUUUUCGCCUGCUCGCCUGCUCAGUCGUCCACCUCCAUUACUCAGUAAUCUGUUAUCAACUCUCCCGUCAGUAUCUGUGACUUCUAUUCCUCCACACAAUCAAAAUGGACUCCCUUCAUCCUCUGCAGACUCCGUAGCUCACACCGACGAGCCACGUAUAUCGCUGAACCACUCCCUACCCACCCAUUCGUCCAUCGAUACACUGCGUUCGAUCCAUGCAUCUACCACACCACAGAUUGCGCCCCCUCCUAUUCCAAGCAAAUGGUGGUUUCAAAGUGAUUCAGACUCGGGGAUUAAGGACAACGUGGGCAAGCUCCUCAAUGAGGAAGAUCAGGCUUCAUCGUUGAAUAAAAUCCAUCAGAAGUAUCGUUCACCGAAAGCCCCCGUUGUAUUCUGCCAUGGACUUCUUGGUUUUGAUACCGUAACCGUUGGACCUUCCCUUGCACCCUUACAGGUUGCACAUUGGCGUGGUAUCAAGGAAGCAUUGGAGGCAAAUGGCUGUGAAGUUCUUAUCACGCGGGUACCUGCAACAAGUUCCCCUGUAGAACGCGCAAAAGUUCUCGAGAAAAAGAUCUCAGAAGUUUAUCCUGGCCGUGCUGUCCAUCUCAUAGGACACAGCAUGGGCGGCCUCGAUUGUCGUUACCUCACAACACACCUCACCCAGCGCAAGUUUUCUGUGAUAAGCAUCACUACAAUUGCUACUCCACAUCGCGGCUCUUCCUUCGCGGACCACUUCAUGUCGCUCGCCUCGCAGCAUCUCCCAUCCGUUCUCGCGCUACUCGAGCUACUACCAAACGGUGGCGGCGAUGGGAAGGCAUUUGAAUGUCUUACUGUAGAAAGCAUGCGUCGGUUCAACGAAGAGACACCUGAUGCUGACGGUGUGCGCUAUUUUAGUUGGGGUGCAUGCUAUGAACCAGGGCUUAUUGAUACAUGGAAAUGGCCACAUAGUGUUAUCUUAGAGAAGGAGGGUCCGAACGAUGGGCUGGUUAGUGUCGAAUCAGCCAAGUGGGGCACAUAUCUCGGUACCCUUUCACCCGUGAACCACCUCGACCUUGUUGGAUGGACGAAUGCUGCGCGAUAUACGUGGGCCUCGAUGUGGGGAAAGGAAAUUCUUUUCAAGCCUGCUUCAUUCUACCUUGGUAUCGCAGACCUGCUGGCCGGAGUAGAGGAGAGCGAGGACGAUGAUGCUACGCUAGAGAACGGCGUGGUUGAAGGUCAUCGGGAGAGAAUGCAGCAGAACCUCUUGGGUAGUAGUCCAUCUCCCAGAUCGACGUCAAGCCCGCUGCUGAGGAUGCACCCUGCACUUGGAGAGAUGGUAUCAAAAGCGCAAGAAGAAUCAAUGUCACUACCCCAGCGUACUUCCCAACCAGCGGAAGGAUCGAGAUCUGCGACAUCCCCAGAAGCACUCUCGUCAACGAAGCAGAGAUCUCUACCCCCUACACCUCCUCAUGACGAGACACCACCUACACCACCUACAAAAUCGUCAACCCCGCCUGCACAUGUGGAAGAACGAGACUAGACUACCCUUCACGCAUUGUGCCAUACCCGUAAUUGCAAGAUUAAGUAUCUGUUAGUCGUAUUGUAUUCUAAUUGCUUACUACUGAGAUUCAGCAUUGAUUAGUAUCUCUCACGGAAUAAAACACAUUUCAUCCAA
Suillus fuscotomentosus is the source of this 2131-nucleotide messenger RNA. Its product is annotated as Alpha/Beta hydrolase protein. Bases 20 to 1996 code for a protein of 658 amino acids. The record is from RefSeq and is a predicted model, not a curated record. The transcript is spliced from 4 exons. Lineage: Eukaryota; Fungi; Basidiomycota; Agaricomycetes; Boletales; Suillaceae. Gene Ontology annotation, molecular function: triacylglycerol lipase activity.